Laetiporus sulphureus 93-53 is the source of this 1425-nucleotide messenger RNA. Its product is annotated as Zn-dependent exopeptidase. The coding region runs from base 1 to 1425 and encodes 474 amino acids. Gene Ontology annotation, biological process: proteolysis. The transcript has 7 exons. The record is from RefSeq and is a predicted model, not a curated record. NCBI's taxonomy places the organism in Eukaryota, Fungi, Basidiomycota, Agaricomycetes, Polyporales, Laetiporaceae. Gene Ontology annotation, molecular function: metalloexopeptidase activity.
AUGAUCGCACAGGCCCUCGCACCCUUCGCACUUCUUGUCGUUCCUCACGACCCGACGCUACUCACGAACAGCCCAUGUUUGGCGGACGCUUACUAUGGACAGUACGGACUCCAUAACGUAUUCAUCACUGACGAUGCGUGUCUUGGCUCGUCGGGCGACUUCCUCUCUACAGGAUCUAUUGUGCCGGUGAUUCUUUCAAGCGAACAGCAGCUUGUCUGGCUGGAGCACAAGGUGGUAGACGAUGCGAUCAGACCUGCGAUAUUUGUCGACGAGAUGGAUGCCUUCCUCGCCGAGCUGGUUGACAUUGAGUACCCUACUAUCUACGACGCCAAUACGGCGUACGACUCGGAGCAGCUCGCCAUCACGUCCGUCCAGUCUUCCAAGGUGCUUUACCACACGCCAACUAGUGUCCUGCUCUCUAUUCCAUCUGCGCUAUUCCCUUCGCUUGACGGGAUCCUCCCUCGCUUCUGGACGCCCACACCCUUGCCAGACGCGCCCGUGCCUUUUCAACCUGUCCCGGAGUCCUCUAUCAAGCGCGUGCGCGAGUUACUUGAUCAAGUGAAGUAUGAUUCUGCCAUUGCUGCGCUCGUUGGGAGCAUCUCGCUGUCUCAGAUGCGGAAAGAUGCGCGAUACCUCACGGGCGAGGAUCCCGAGUCGCCUCUGAUCUCGCGUCAUUCGUUCUCCCAAGGGGCUUUGGACGCCGCGGACUGGCUCAAGGAGCAAUUUGAGAGUACCGGUGCGAGCUGUGAACUGAAAGACUUCCUCACGGGCUUCGCGCCGAACGUCAUCUGCAAGUACGCUGCUGAAGAAGAAACGACCGAGACGCUACUUCUGAGCGCGCAUUAUGACAGCCGCGGCUCGUUCGGGAGCAUGCGUGCCCCGGGUGGGGACGAUGAUGGUUCGGGGACGACCGCGCUCCUCACCAUCGCGCGCACGAUCGGAAGUAAGGGCGUGGUGUUCCGCAAGAACGUGCAGCUGUGCGCGUUCGCAGGCGAAGAGCAGGGACUGCUCGGCUCGAAGGCGUAUGCGCGGGAGAUGCGCGCGGCGGACGCGGAUUUGACGCUUAUGAUCCAGGCGGAUAUGUUGGCGUACCAUGUCCCGGGCGAGCCCUUGCAGCUGGGACUGCCAGAGUUCGUUGGGACACCGGAGGUGGCUCAGCUAGUCUCAAACAUGUCGGCGUUGUACAGUCCCGAGCUGAUGGUUGGGUAUACUCGGGCUUGCUGCAGUGACCACCAGAGCUUCCAUGAACAGGGCUUCCCUGCGACACAGGUCUUUGAGCGCGCAGGACCCAUCGCGGACCCCAUGUACCACAACAGCGGUGAUCUGACCGUCCGCGAAGGAUACGAUUUCGAACAGGUUCGCUCGAUAGCGAAGGUGCAGUUCGCGACACUGUUGCAUUCGGCCGGGUUUGAGACGAAGCAGUAG